Toxoplasma gondii ME49 is the source of this 10148-nucleotide messenger RNA. RefSeq lists its product as hypothetical. Gene Ontology annotation, cellular component: CCR4-NOT complex. The transcript has 9 exons. The record is from RefSeq and is a predicted model, not a curated record. NCBI's taxonomy places the organism in Eukaryota, Apicomplexa, Conoidasida, Eucoccidiorida, Sarcocystidae. Gene Ontology annotation, biological process: protein ubiquitination. Gene Ontology annotation, molecular function: RNA binding; ubiquitin-protein transferase activity. Bases 1704 to 9227 code for a protein of 2507 amino acids.
CUUUUUCGCUCACUCGUGACCAUAUCCCUGCUUUUUGUGUGUCAUCUAUGCUUGGGUGAACUUCCUAAUUUUUCCUACGGUCUUACUGAUUCUUUCGUCUCUGCGAAUCACGACUGUUCGUUUGUUGCCGGACAUCGGCUUUUCCCCUCAUUUGCCUGCCCGUCCCUCCACAUAUUUUCCACCCCUUCAAGUCUCCAACUGCCGAUAUAAAUUGCUCAAGCAGAAACCUGAUACAAUUCGUCAAAUAAGUGGUCACCGUCUUCGCAAGCCUCCACUUUUCCGUCCCCCCAUCUCCGUCGGCUGCCGUGUUCGGAUCAGAUGGUGGUGCCUUCGGACGAGCACCCCGGAGAAGCGCGUGUGUUUGUUUCACAUGUUGCUGGAGCGCGUGAGAAGGCGUUUUGAAUUCAACACGAAAACGUAUACUCGACGAUGGGUGACAACAACAUGCUUCGCACUUCGAGGGCCAGCAGCGGGUCGGCGAUUCGCCUCGCUUUGAGUUGUCCUCUCUUACCGCGGGCUGGCGUAUGCGCAGUCCGGGUCUGAGGCUCUCGUGUUUCCGAUAAGCUUAGUUUUUUUUUUCGGGGCGUCCGUGUUUGCCACGAACGGGGCAGGGGAAAUUGGCUGCGAGAUGGCAUGGGAGAGACUCAGUUUUUCUGUGCAAGCUUUGCUUCAGACGCGUCAACUGCACGCAGUUCAACACAGAACGCCCCCCUCUCUACGUCAACAGAAUGGCAAGAAAUCACCAGGCUGGUGUUGCUGUAAAGGAAGCCUUAUCUUGUCUCUGUUCACUUGUCUUGUCUUCUGUCUCUCCUUGCUCAUCUAAGGUCCUCUCCUACUGCGCACUCCCUCCGUGUCGCUCCCUAUGCGGGAUUUCGUUUUCCCUCUUGACAGUCUGUGCGUUUUCUCAGUCAACGAACGGUUUUCUUGGCUCGUCUGCUUGUCCCUUUUCCAGAGCUCGUCGCAGUUGCGGGGAGACGUUCAUCAUCCUCGUUUCUCUGUGGCUCUUGUUCGCGUUUUUUUCCUCGCGCAGUCGCCCCUUUCCAGUCUCCUCCCAGGCCAGAGGCUUGCUGUCUCUCGGUCCCGCUGGCGACCUGACGCCUCUCCCUCGACUUCUCACACUCGGCUGUCCCCUUGCUGAGCGUUUGUCUUCCAUGUGAUAUCGUUUCUCAGGUGCUUGCUUUGCGACUCUGGCGUCCAGUUGCACGCUCGAAAGUUCUCGACUUUGGCUGCGAUUCGAUCUUGUGUGUCAAUUUUUUCCGAUCCCUCUGCUCGCCUAGCCUCGCUCCCUUCCGAGGACUCAGCGCCUCCUUCGAAUCGUUUUCCCGCGUCUCUGUCAAGUGCCCUUCAUUCUCAAACUUUAGGGGUUCUGACCUCGUUUUCCGUCCCCGCUAGAUUUCUCCUGGAACCGCCUCCGGACUUUUUCCCCGGCACACACAGAGCUGUUUGCCGCCCCUCGCCGCUCGCACGCGCCCCUGCGCCCCUGCGCUGGUCGCCUCGCGAGACCAGUCUUCGCGUCUUCCCGGCUUUGAAACUCCGGCCGCUGUCUCCACCUUGAGUUCGCAAGGCCGCGUCUCGCAUCUCUUCUCGCAGCUUCCAGGAGUCUCCACACCCGCCCUUUCGUCUCGGUUCUGUCCGUCCUCUUCCACUCAGAAGCAUCUACAGCGACUGUGGCCUAGCUCCUGUUACGCGGGUGUCUCGGGAGCAUGCGAGCGACGCGCAAGGGGCGAGGCGCCCGAGAAGACCCGAGCCGCCACCUUGGCAACUCGCCCUCGUCUCCGAGUUUGGUCUCGCCGACUGCGGCGAACGAAGAUGGAUCUGGCAAGGCAUGUUCGGGCGCCAAGAAGAAGGUUGCCCCGGCUGCCCCGGCUGCCUCGGCUGCCCCGGCUGCCUCGGCUGGCGCAGUCCCGAAGGGCCGGCGGGGCAGCGCCGAGGAGGCCGGAUCCCCUGGAGGGCCUCGCGACGGGGACAGCAAGUGCGAGAGCAAGGGCGGGGGAGCGAAGAGUGGUGCAAAGAGAAGCAGCAGCAUGAGUGCUCGCGAAGAGGCCGUAGGGUCUGCUUCUUCGUCGCGGAGAUCUGCGAGCGGGGAGAGGCGCGGCGGCGCGAGGAAAGGCGCGAAAACGGAGGAGAAGAGACCCGAGAAGAAGAAGGAGGAGGUCCGGAGCCAGCCGACGGGCGGCAAGGGCGAGAAGGGUGCACAGCGAGAAGAGGAGAACCGGGGGGACGACAAGGCCGCCAAGGACCGGAAGAAGAAGAAAGGCCCGAAUGAGACGGGCAGCCGCAAGAGAGCCAGCUCCACCUCCGACGUCUCCGCGAUGAAGAGUGAAGAAGAUGCCCAUCGCACGACUUCUGAGGACGAAAGCUCGCCGAAGAAAGCGCGCCCGGGUCGUGGGAGUGUCGCGACACCUGCGAGUCAGCGAACGGAGUCGAAGCGAUCUCGAGGAAGGGAGGAACCUGCAGAGACUGCCUCGCGACCUGCGAGCAGCAACGUCGCCUGGGGAGCCGCUGGCUCAUCGCGGGGCACACCCGUCGGCGUAGAAGAAGAACGCGAAGAAGCGGAAACUUGUCCACUCUGUUUAGAAGACAUGGACGAAACAGAUCGCGGCCUCUUCCCGUGUGAAUGCGGCUACCAGCUGUGUCUCUGGUGUCUCCACCACAUUCGGGAGAGACUGGGGAACAAGUGCCCCGCGUGUCGCCGGGAGUACGACGAGAAAAAGUUCAAAUUCAAUGAGGAGCGCGUCAGCGAAGGAAAGCGGUUGGCGGCGCGUCAGCGAGGUCGCGAUAAGCAGGCCUCACAUCAGGCGCAGAACCUGCCUUUGUUGCCGUCUUCGUUUUCUUCUUUGCCUCCUCACGCAUCACACAGCGCUGCGACGCAGGCGAGUCGCACAGGCGCGUCGGGGAGCUCUUCGACUUCUGCAUGGGCGUCCCCAGGCCAUGCCUCUCUGGCGUCGCCUUCGACGUCGAGCCAAGCUUCUCACGCCGCGGCGACGGGCUCGGGGACUGGGGGCGCAGGCGCCUCCGGCGCCAAGGCCGCCUCCAGCAACGCUGAGCGCCCAGGCGUCGGAAGCCCCGCGGCCGCUGCGGCUCUGAAAGAUGUGCGCGUCAUUCAACGCAGUCUGGUCUAUGUCAUCGGCAUUCCAUCCAGUAUCGCGAAGAAAGAGAUUUUGAAACGCACAGAGUUCUUCGGACAGUACGGCAAGGUCCUCCACAUCGUCAUCAACAAAGCGCAAGGCUACAACAGCGCCUGGGGUGGACCUUCUUACGCCGUGUACGUGACGUACUCCACAGUCCCCGAAGCCAUCGCGGCGAUUCAGUCCAUCGAUGGGGCUGUCUACGAGGGGAGAACUCUCAAGGCGUCCUUUGGAACAACCAAGUAUUGCUCGUAUUUCCUCAAGGGGAUAAAAUGUCAAAAUCCUGACUGCUUCUAUCUCCACUACUUGGGCAGCGACAAAGACAGUUUCACGAAGGAAGCGAUGAUAAGCGCCAAGCACCAGUUUCUCGACUUAACGUUGCCGACAGAAGAAACGAAAAAGGGAUCGGGGGCUUCUGGAUCUGGGCCUCUCGCCUCGCGUUCAGCCUCGCCGCCGGCCUUCGGCUUCCCUUCCGUCUCGCCCACGGACGCGGCGGUCGGGGACCGGGGCGCCGUCAAGCCCUUUGGCCUUCUGUCUCCCGGCUCGGGCCCCGACGAGAAGAAGCAUGUUUUUGGAGACAAGGCGAGCAAGGAGAGCCCACGGUCUGGAGAGGGCCUUUUUCCGGCUGAAGGAUCUGGGGCGCAGCCUGAGGGUACACCGCCUUCUUCGUGUAAACGGCGCCUCAGCGUGCGGGGCGAGAAAGCCGGAAACGCGCGGUCGGGCUCCGUCACGGGCGCGGGCCCAGAGUCCGAAGCGGCGGCCGAGGCGGCGACGACGCUUGCAAAGGGACGAGCGCAAGGCGCGAUUCUGGGGGACCCGAAGGCCCGCAAAGAGACCCCGGUGGCCCCAGCGGCGCGCGCCGCGGAGAAGACGGGGACCAGCUGGGCGUCGGUCGCCGCUGGUGUGUUGAAGCUAUCGUCUUUCGCAGCGAAGGCCGGCGCCGCGCCGGCGAAUGCAAGUGGGCCAACUGCUCCCGCGAAGGGACGGAGUUCGGCGGCUGCGGCGCCGGGCGAGGCCCGACCCGAGGACGAGGAGAAGAAGGCGGAGAAGGCCGAUGGCGCACCGAAGCGGCCUGCCGGAGGCGGCGGCAAGAAGGAGGAGAAAGCAGCCAAGGAAGAGGCUGAGAGUCGGAAGACCCUACAGGCGCCGGAGAAGAAGGACGAGACCCCGGCACCGGAGAAGGGGCAGGAGGCGAGAGAGAAGACAGAGCCCGAGGAAGCGGACGCGCGGAAGAAGCCCAACGGAGAGGACAGCAAGAAAGGUCUCUUGUCUCCUCCGGGGAAGGCUCCGACCGGCGACGAGUCCGCGGACGCCCGCCCUGAUGUGAAGGCGACGCGGGCGCACGACAGAGGGCGAAGGCGAUCUACGCAGUCCGUCUCUGAGGCGCCUGGAGGCGACGCAGGGCCGGAAGAGGAGAACUCGAACGCGACCCCAGAGGUGACAGCGGCCGCAGAUGGCGCCCGAGACGUCGGUCGCCGCGCGUCGACUGGCACGGCAGCGAGCGGCAGGCAGGAGGAGAAGAGCCAGUGGGGCGAGGGGCCUUUUCUCGGCGCUUCUUUCUCGGACGCCGACGCACAGGCCCCCGGGGGCGCCGGAGCGGGCGAGGCAGGGCCGCUGCUGCGGAGCGGCGAGGUGCCGAAACGCGAAGGCGCAGCGCGAGGCAAGGGAGCGCGCGAAGGCGCCAGUGGGUGUGCGGGUCCUGGACAGGUCGCCUCCGUCUUUCAGGCGUCUUCGCACUUCCCCUCGCUGGCUGUCGCCUCGUACUCCGGAACGCGACCCCCCGCCACGGCUUCGGGCAUCCCUACCCCGCCGCCUUUGCAUGCGUCGCAUGCAUCAGGGUCGCUCCCGUUGCCGCCGUACCACCACGGGCUUUCGGAAGGGUCCUUCCCGGGGCGUUCUGGCAACAUGGCGCUGCCGUCGAGAGCGGCGGGUCCGCUGGGGCCUGGGGCGCGACCGCCUUCGGGCCCCAGCCGCGGGCCUCAGUCGGGGACCCACGCAUCGGGGUCUGUGGCGAACAGUGCAUGCACGAGUCCCGCGAUCCACAACUGCUUCCCUUCUUCGCCGUACCAGGUUUUCAACUACGGCGGGCCUUUGCCCCCUAGCGCCGCGCUUCCUUCCUCUUUUUCCGUGGGCUCGGGCGCGGGGCCUGGCGGCGCGGCCUCGGGGACCUCCUCCUUCUCCGCGUUCUCUCCGGGGAUUGUCGGGGCGCGACCCCUCGCCCACAUGUCUUCCUUCGUGUCGGCGGUCGCGGCUCAGCAGCCUCCCCUGCUCCCGCUGCCGCCGUCGGCCUAUCCUCAGGGCGCAGGGCGAGACCUGGGGUCCUCGUGGUCGCCAGUGCUGUUCUUUUCUUCUUUGACCAACAAAGGCGCGAGCCCGGAGACAGAGGCCGCGCCGAGUGCCUCCAACGCCGCGCAUGCCGGGACAUGCGGGGCUGGCGCGUCGAGCGCCGCUCCCGCCGGUGGAGGCGCCGGGACGGAGACAGCUGGGGCGCAGCCGGCAGACACGGGGCCUGGAGAAGGGCGUGGGGGCGCAAGCCUCUCCGGAGACGGGGCCUUGGACUUCGGCGCAGGAAAGGGCAGCACGGCGGGGGACCGAGGCGAGAUGGAAAGUGGAAAGACUGCGACAGGGGUGAAGGCGGCUGUCGGCGCGGCUUCCUUGCCGUUCACGGCCUUUCCACCACUGUCGUUCGCCGCCUCGUCUGGAAUGGACUCGAAGGCGGCGACGAAGGCGCGAGGAGACACUACCGCUGCGGGCCCUGCCUCGGCUGGCGCCUGUGCGUCCGGCGAGCCAUCGGACCACAGAGAGAAGGCGGCAGCAGAGCAGGGCGGAGAGGGCGAGGCGGCGCGCAGAGAGAGAGAAGACGAAGAGGAGUUCUUUGACGUCCCCGGGCUCGACGACAUCUUGGGGCAAAUGAUGCCGGGCGUCGCUUCAGGAGACAGUCUCAGCGCGGGGGAAGCGUCGCAGGCGGAGGCCUCUUUCUUCCGACCUUUCUCGUCCUUCGCGCUUCGGGGGGACGCAAACCCGUCUCACUCGCGAAUGGCCAAGUCCGGGGAUUCCGACCGCAAGCGCGAAGAUCGCGGCUCAGAUGGCGCGCCGUUCGCGACGGCCCGCUCGCAGUCCCCGGUGCCUCGUUCUUCUCUCUGUUCCCUUCUCCAGGAGCACCGCGACGAAGCGCGGCGAAAUAGCCAGUUGAACGCCUUCUUUCCGGCUGCGUUCUCUUCGUCGGUCUUCCCUGCUGGGGCGAAGGACCAGCUGCCGACCUGUGCGAACCUUGGGGACCACACCCAUGGGCGCCAGGGGUCGCUCGCGGGUCGCGUGCCCCGCGAAGGCCCCACAGACCCCGCGCGCUUCGACUCGUUUCUGGGGCUCUACGGGCGUGGAGAUGCAGGGCGAGACGCCCGCCGCGAGGACGCGAGCGACAGAGACGGGGGCUUCACAUCUUCGUCGCCGUUCUUCGCGAGCCUGCUGGCGAAGAGGGCGAAUGGAGCCGCGUUUGAGGAGCAGGGCGAGAAGGCCUUGUUCGCGCCGGCGCUGCGAGCCGCGGGGUCCGGAGACCCAGACCCGUCCGCGGUGCGCGACUCGAAGCCUGCGGGUUUCGGGGACUUGGCGAAUCUUUCCCUCGGAGAACGGCGCGCCGCGCCCUUCGCGGAGCCUCUGAAAGGACGAGACCUGUCGAGCGGCGCCAAGCUUUCCGGAGCAGAGAGGGAGAGAGAAUGUGCAGGGCUCGAAAACCAGACAGUCCCGGAGGAAGGCAGACCUCCCAUUCUUUUUCCACGAGGGCGAAAAGAGGAGAAGGCCUUAACAGCGACCGCGUUUGGAGAGGGCGAGUCAGGCGCGCGGGGCGCUGACCUUAGAGGCCCCUCUGCUUCGAGCUCGGGCUCCUCGGGAUCUCUCUUUUCUCCAGAUCCGAGCAAGAACGAAGGGUCUGUUUUCCGACCAUUCAGCGCGUCCUUGGUCGCGGGGCCGCGCACCGGAGGCUCCUCGUUCCUGUCUUCUCUGAACAGAGGCGAGACGCGAGGAGAGUCCCUGGCGUCCUCGCUUUCUUUUCUGUCGCGCGUCUCUCAGCGCGAAAGGUACACCUACGUCCCGACUGCGACGCCGUUUGCGCGCGGGAGCUACGCGCCCGACGGGGACUCUGAGAUGACGUUCGGACCCGGCGUUGGCGUGUCUCCACCGUUGGGGGACUCGGGGGCCUCGGUACCCCUGCAUGGUUCGCAUAUUGGCCGAGAAAGAGACACACGGGGCAUGGGUGAGAGGCUGAGGGAGGACGAGGGGAGCGCUUUCGCUGCGCUCGGCCACCACGACCCGAAACGCCGCGCACCCCAGGACGACCGAGAAGCCGACGGGCGCCUUCCGAGGCCGGGACAGGCCCCCGGUGCCUCAGGUGGAGGGUACAGCGGACACCAGCUGCUUUUGCACCUCCAGCAGCAGCACGCAAAGAUUUUGCAGGCGCGGCGGUCGGCUGCUGGUCUGGGCCAGGAGUCUCUCGAGGCUGUUGGGGUCUCGAGGCCCGUCGAGAGGCGGAGAGAGGAUGAGCGAGAAGAGGGGGCGCGGGGCCUGCACAAGGCGCAGCCGUCGUCGUUCUUCCCCAAGCUCAGCGAACAAUGGGCGGGUCGCGGGGAAGGCGACGGCGCAAGGGCGCAUGCAACGUGUUUGGACAGACGCGAGGAGACCCUUCCAGUGCUCGGAGAAAGGCCUCAGAGAGGCCCCACGGAGACAAGCUCGGACACGCGGCGGGCGACUGCGGGCCGAGAAGGGACAGGUUUUGUGGCGCAGUUGGGGGGCGAGGGUUCGGAGGCGAACCCACGGCUGGUGCCUGGCGCCGGGGCGGCGUCCAAUCCGAGGGCGAAGGCAAACAACGUGGAGAACAACAGCGCCCUCGCCUUUCUCCUGUCGCUUCUGCCGAACGCAAAUGUGAGCAUCGUGGGGCCAGACGGCUCUUCCUCUUCCACCUUCUCUGCGAGAAGUCGAAACAGCUCUCUCGCGACUUCCGCUGUCCCGUCGGCUCCCCAACGCAGCCCUCCGUUCGCCUCGCUCUCCUCGGUUGAAGCUCGAGAGGCCCACGAGGGAGAGAAACCUUCGAGUGGGGCCUCAAGCGUGGCUUCAAGCGGGGCUUCUGUCGGCCUUUCGGCGCCUGGGGCGGGAGUCCUUGGAGCGGACCCUGGGGCGUUGGGGGGGUCUCGUCGCGUUAGCGAAGGGGGUGUCGAGCGGACUGAGAUGGAGGGUUUGAAGGACGAGAAAGAGAGGACUAAGGAGGAAAGUGCGAAUGCGUCCUUACCCCUGUCGCCCUCCGCCUUUCCGCCUUUGUCCACGAGCCAAGCCUGUCAUAAACGAGCAAGUGUGGGGAAUCUCGGAAGCGCAGCCAGUGGGGUGCGAAUGGGGGCUGUGGCGACGAAGGCAGGAGAGUCGUCGACUUCGGGACCGGUGCGGGCCUCAGGAGACUCCGCUGCUUUGCGUAGACCUGCGUCAGGAGGUGGCUCGUACCCUUCCUCGCUCGGUGCGGGGAAGCGUCCUGGUCUGCUGCCAGCGGGGCGCAGCCAAGCGUCGGGCGCUGCGGAGAAGCCGUCGGUUUUCUCUGCAUUCUCCUCCUUUUCUUCAGGCUCCUCCUUCUCUUCGUCCUUCUCCAUGCCUUCCGCCUUCUCGCCCUUCGGCGCCGGCCCCUCGCCCCACACCUUCGGUGCGCGGGACGAGGCUUCGAAAGGAGAAAAAAAGGGAGACAAGGGCCGCGAGAAGGCCCUGUCUGCGACGCACUCGGCGGAGGAAGAGAAGGAGAAAGGGGACAAGGGCGCGGGCGAACGGCCUGGAAGCCGAAGGUCGUCGGGCCUCGGCGUUCCCGACCGCGAGAAGAAGAGAGAGAAAGCCAGAGGCGAGGAGCGACAAGAGGGCGAGCAGAGGGAGCGAGAGAGCGAAGGAGGAGAUACGGCGGAGGGGAAGAAAGACGCGAAGGAAGAGGAGGAGAAACGACGAGAAAACAGUCCAGGAAGUCAUCGAAAGAAAAAGGAAGACCGACGCUUCUCGGAAGGAAGCAAAAAUGGAGCCUUGGCGCACACCAACCGGUCAGGCCCGAAGGAUGGGCGACAGAGGGCGAGGCAUCGGUAACUGCCGCCCGUGGGCAGAAGACAAAGGAGGCGAGAUCGUCAAGACAGGAGAGAGACGCUGUGGUGGAGGAGAGAGGAAGAGACGAAAUACGAGAGAAACGAAAAGACCGAAGCUAACAAGUGCGAAAAAAGAGAGUGGAAAACGAAAACGAGGGGGACAGUGCGUGGAGAUGAAGAAAGCGUUAAUCGGCAGAGACCAGUUCGCGUCGAAAUUGAGGUUCUUGUGUAGAUGCCCGGACAACCUGAUUUUCAUGUUUUUGCUGUGGAGUUGUGCUCGAGUUUUUUCUGUGUUUCGCCACUUUCCGCAAACCGUCUUGACCUGUUUCUCACAUGAAUCGCGCGUUUGUCGAGUUUCUCAAAUCUGACUCUUCCUGUUCUGUCUUUUGUCCCUCGGUUUUCUCCCGUUUUUCUCGUUUGUCUCUCUUCCCCCUGUCGUUUCUUUUCCUUUUUUUCCUCUUUCCUCUUUUCUGUUUGCCACUCAGGGAGACUUGCUCGAACGGCUGCAUUUGUGGCGGCGUCUCUGUCUGCCUCUCUUCUCGUCUCCUUUCUUUGUGCGGGCAAAUGCGCCUCAGAUCUGUGAUUCGUGAGUCUUUCGGUCUCUGGUUCGUCUGCAGGUUUCUGUCACGUAUACUCUGUAUCCUCUUCCUCUUUAUCUCUCUGUCGUCUUUUGCUCCUCGAGUUUUCGUUUCGGUGUUUCAUUCUUUGUUUCCUGUCCGUGUGCCUCGCUGCGCUCUCAUGUUCGCUUUUGCUGUGCCGUGGUUCCCCCCUUUCAUCGCCGGAGACGCGACCCCUCCGAGUAGCCUCUAAAUCGGUUAACUUACGGUCGUCACACUGCGACAACGCGUUCGUACUUUGGAGUCCCGGUGACGACGCAGAGUCCCUCUCUCAAGGACGCCUUUCACCUCCCCAGCUGCACUCUCGC